AUGCAAGGGUGGAGUUCGAGGAGUUGUGUGGAGAAGAAGCACUUCAUUUGUCAAACAAAAAUCAGAACUGUCACCCACAAGGACAAAAAGAAACUCCAACGUCAGUAUAAUGCUAACAAGUAUAAUAAAUUGAACGAGAUUCUGGCGCCUUCGCUUCCAGAAUACGAAAACGGUACUUUUUCAUUGAAAUCUAAUGUGCCAAUUCAAUACAGAUUUGAAAUAAACAAGAACCUGAAUGAUGAAGCCAUGUUUGCCUUCUCUCCUAAAGACACAACGGUGAAGGAGAGAAAAAGGAAAAGAAAACGAAAAUCGAGGAAAUCAACAUUGAAAAAACUUGCGAAUGGAACCCUGAUAGAAGUUCCCAAACUGAGGAGAAGAGGUUCUAGGAAGAAGAAACAAAACGAGUUGAUGGAUUCUGGCCAGCAUACUUUGAUGAAGAAUAUAAGAUGGAGGACUUACAAGAAAAAGGAAGAGUCUAAUCCAUUGUAUCCAAGUCCGAUAGUGGAGGAAUACAAUUAUGUGAAAGAAUAUUGAAUGCAUUCACUGCGAAGAUGAUACUUUCAACUAAAUAUUGUAUAUUCUCAAUUUCAGGAAUCAACAUGAAUAUUUUGAAUGAGACAAUUUGUUAUCCAAUAUUUGUAAUCAGUUAUAUAUUCAAUAUGGUGCUAUCUCAAAUCAACCACCCAAGAGAAAAUUCUCAAAUACAAUCGAACUUUAUUUUCA
Messenger RNA from Phaedon cochleariae (mustard beetle), 723 nucleotides. The record is from the annotation of a GenBank genome assembly. Lineage: Eukaryota; Metazoa; Arthropoda; Insecta; Coleoptera; Chrysomelidae.